Messenger RNA from Maylandia zebra (zebra mbuna), 4977 nucleotides. The record is from RefSeq and is a predicted model, not a curated record. NCBI's taxonomy places the organism in Eukaryota, Metazoa, Chordata, Actinopteri, Cichliformes, Cichlidae.
GUCAGCCCUCCGCAGAGGAACUGGAAGGGCAUUGCAAUCUCUUUGCUGGUGAUCGUGGUGGUCUGCUCGCUCAUCACCAUGUCUGUGGUCGUCCUCACACCCGUUGAACUUCCCGGCAGCAGCAAGUCCAGGCUGACUGUAGCAGAUCUUUACAAACCAGAGUUCAGCAUUCACGACCCUGAGGCCAAGUGGAUUAGCGAUUCACAGGUGGUUUACAGGAACCGGGAUGGAGAUGUCAUCAAGUUUGACUUUGACCUGAAUGACACACACGUUCUCCUCAGCAACAGCAUAUUUGUUUCUUUCAAGGUGGCAAAGUACUCCCUGUCUGCAGAUCUAAAGUAUGCACUCUUUGCCUAUGACGUCAAACGGAUGUACAGAUAUUCAUACACCGCAUCUUAUAUCUUGUACAACAUCUACACGAGGGAGGUAAGGGAGCUGAAUCCUCCCGAGGUCCACAAUGCUGUGCUCCAGCACGCAGCCUGGGGACGACAAGGACAGCAGCUGAUCUACAUCUUUGAGAAUAACAUCUACUACCAGUCAGACGUGAGGAGCAACUCUCUGAGAAUCACCUCCUCUGGGAUGGAGGGAGUCAUUUUCAACGGGCUCACUGACUGGCUAUACGAAGAGGAGAUUCUACAUUCAUAUUUGGCUCACUGGUGGUCUCCUGAUGGAGAACGACUGGCCUACCUCACCAUCAACGACACACUGGUACCCAACAUGGUUCUUCCCCAGUUCACCGGCAGCACGUACCCCCGAGGCCUACAGUACCCAUAUCCAAUGGCCGGUCACGUCAAUCCUACAGUCAAGCUGUCGGUGGUCAGCCUGGUUGGUGCGACGCACACUCAGGAGAUGCAGCCUCCCGAUCAGCUCGCGCUCAGGGAUUUCUAUAUCACCAUGGUGAAGUGGAUCAGUAAUACUCACCUCGUCGUGCAGUGGCUCAAUCGGCCCCAGAACGCUUCUCUGCUUACUGUGUGUGACGCAACAAUAGGAGUCUGUCUUCAGAGACAUGAGGAGUCUUCAGAGACGUGGCUUUCCAGACAGGGACAGGAUCCACUGUUCUCCAAGGACAGGAGCCGGUUUUUCCUCACGCUGCCUGUGAAGCAGGGAGGUCACGGAGACUUCCACCACAUCACGAUGUUCACCAAGAAGCUGCGAAGCGACCAGGACGAAGUUCGCAACUUGACGUCGGGAAACUGGGAGGUGACAAAAAUUGUGGCGUACGACGAAAACAACCAGACUGUAUACUUCCUGAGCACAAAGGACGCUGCAGAACACAGACACCUAUACAGUGUGUCGACUCUCAGCUCGUUUCCACGGCGAUGCCUCACCUGUGGACUGCGAGAGGGAUGCACCUUCUUCGAUGCCAACGUCAGCCCAGACGCACAGCACGCCAUCGUGCACUGUCGAGGUCCCGGAGUUCCAGCUGUGCUGCUCGUCAGUCUCGCCGACGUGGACUUGUAUUUCGUCUUGGAGAACAACCUCCCCCUGCGCUCGGCGCUGGAGACUAAAAGGAUGAUUCGGACGGAGCUCACUAACACAACCUUUGGGCUGCCUCUGAAGCUCAUCUAUCCUCCUGACUUCUCUGACUCCUACAUCUACGGCCUUCUUCUUAUUGUCGACAGCUCUCCAGGCACCCAGACGGUGACGGAGGAGUUCAGGCUGGAGUGGGACUCGGUGCUGGCAGGAUUGGCGCAGGUCAUCGUGGCGCGGAUUGAUGGCAGGGGGUCAGGGUUCAGAGGUCAAAGUUUUUCACAGCAGAGGCUCGGCAUAGCGGACGUGGAGGACUACAUAGCAGCUCUGAAUUUCCUGGCGGAGCGGCCGUUCAUCGAUCGCACUCGUGUUGGAGUCUUCGGCGAGGGCUACGGUGGCUACCUUGCGCUGAUGAUGCUGAAGUCGACAGAGAAGCUGAUCAGCUGCGCAGCUGUUCGCGCUCCCGUCACCGACUGGAGCAUGUACGCCUCAGCCUUCUCAGAGAGAUACUUCGGCUCACCUUCAACUGACGAGAGCAGAUACCAAGCUUCCAAAGUGCUGUCCGGCAUGAAAAAUCUGGGAGGAACUCUAUUCCUGGUCCACGGCACUGCUGACGCCAAUGUUCACUUCCAGCACUCGGCCGAGCUCAUCAAGCACUUAAUAAAGAUAGGAGCCAACUACACUAUGCAGAUCUUCCCAGAUGAAGGCCACUUCCUAUCAAGACGCAGCCAGAUUCAGCUGACUCACUCCCUAAUUGGAUAUUUCAGAGGAUGUCUCCUCGAUGCGUCAUCGUUACUCAACCAACGGGAUGACGAGUGAGAGGGAACGGGCUCGCUACUGUUUCUGAGCGUGUGUGUGUGUUUUAUACCUGUAGCACAAUGUUUGACAGACAGGAAAAGCUUCUUAUUGACAUAUCAGAAUAGUCUGUGUCACCUCAGUAGAAAUAAGUUUUCACCUGCUGUCAGAGGUUGUCAGUGACUGUCCCUAGAUUUCCUUUUUUGUCCUGGUGGCACAAACAAGCCUGCGAAAGAAGCAUUUAGAACUGUUCAAGCUUCAAACUGUGAGAAAACUGUGAGAUCUUGUUGGAGUUGUUAAUCGGAGUUCAAAUAUAAUUGAGAAAUUGCAUUUUUUUAACCUUUAAGGUUUAGAUUAGUUUAAAAUCUGUGAAUCCUUGUUGCCUAGAGUUUAACGGCUGAUUCAGAAACCUGUUGUUCAAGGUGUGAUUGAGACGUUCCUCCGUCAAAACAACUUAAAACGGUCCAUGUAUUCAAAUAUCACCAACCAGCACAAAAACCAACUCCUUUUUCCAGUUUAUUCCUGAUCAUUAGUAGAGGAGGAGCUGUUUGAGGCAGUGUCCCAGUGAGGCAGAUGUGUUAAAAUACAGCUAAUGCUACAGUCACACCAGGGAAAACAACAGCAACAAGUGGACGUCCAAUCUUGUUGCCUUUUAAAUUAUUGCUUCGACUUCGGUGCGUCGAAGCAGUGAUGAAACUGUAAGGUGUUUAUCUUACGGUUUAACCCUCUCAGGCUCAAAUUAAGUUUUUGUUGCUAAUGCACAAAAGAAUACCUGCAGUGGUACUUCUGAGUAAAAAAAACUCAUAAAAUAUGUAUGUGCGGUAACCAGGUUGUUAGCUUUUACUUGUUGCAAAUCUGCAGCGCCUGCCUUGAGAGGGUUAAGGCGCCUUGAGGCAACUAUUGUUGUCAUUUGGCGCUAUAUAAAUAAACCUGAAUUAAAUGGCAGUGUGAUGGAGUCGAUCUGCUUUCAGUCUGUGAUUAAUUGGGGUCAUGUUGACAGUUUGAGUUUGUGAGAAUACAGCCGUAAAGGCUGAUAAAUCAGAUAAAAUCAAAGAUCUUUUGCCAACUACAUGCACAGAAACUCACACCAGUUACAACAUCACAGAUUUGAAACAGAAAUUCCUCCACAGAUAGUAACAUAGGGUUUUUUUUAUUUUUAAACAAUACAACCAGUUGAGUCGAGCCUCUCAUUGCAAAGCAUCUCAGCGUUGUACCAGGAGUUACUGCAACUUGUUGGCAAUCAAUCUGAGAGCGAUUGCAGUCGGUCAAAAGGCAGCCUGCAAGUGUUUGGAGACAAUCAUCACAGUUUGUGCUUUGGUGUCAUGGAAUCAUUACACUUUUUAUUAGCAGUGUUGGUGGAUAUGAAACUCAUUUUUACGAGAUGAAGGGACUCGAACCCUCAAUUUCCUGAUCCGAAGUCUGACACCUUAUCCAUUAGGAAAGUGGUCACACACUGAAGCACAGACUUACUUCUGGUAUGGUUUUUAAAGACGGGACUCUUGGCUCACACCUUGCAUCAACUGUUGUGUCUUUCUCAAAAUAUUAAAGCAUAAUGAUACCAACGAUACCAACCUGACCCAGAGGUCAAGAAUCUUCCAGAGCUGGGAGAAUAAAAAAGUAGAAAAACAUCAGUUUUAUAGAUAAAGCCAUGUUUAAAAAACCGACUUCAAGGGCGUUUUCAGGUCAUGUUGUUACCUUCUUUUUCUACGUCUCAUUUCCCCGGGUGUUUGUGAUGCUAUCCUGUGGAUUAUUUAUGUGGGGGCAGCUUACAAAGUUUGACUCAUCAAGCUUAUAGACAGCAAUAGUGCUAAACAGAUGUACGACAGUUACAAGAUCUUUUUUUAAGCACGCUAUGUUUCCUUGUCCUUACUGAAACAGAGUUAUUUAUUUAUUUAUUACAUCUAAGAGUAGAUAUUUACCAUUUCACACCAGUUUUUUUGGUGUUGUGCAGGUGUGGAGGAGCUUAAUAGCUACUCAUAGUUUGGCCUGGACUACAUUUCAGGACAGCCUACUUUGGUUUAAUUUUUCUCAUGGGUAUUUGAGCAGCUCUGUUGCAGGUUAAAUUGUGACAUUUGGCUUAUAAUGUAUAUUUUAUGCUGUAAUUUCUUUUUUUUUAGAUAGCUGCAGGCUGUUCUGUUUUUGUAUAUUUAAGUAUGUGGUCCAAAACUUGGUAUAGAAUCACCUUUGGCUGAUUAAGUGCCAGAAGUUUUCACUGUAUUUGGUUCUGUUGUUCUCCAACUUCAGUUUAUGCAUUUCCAGCUGCUUCAAGUCUUCUCUUUCGUAAAUACAUCGUGGUUGUAGUGUUAUCCAGAAAACACUGCAAUAAAAGCAUAAUAAAUGUUAUGCCAAUACGACACCCGAGAGCGCUCCUCACUGUGAUUACGGCUCUGAGAGCGAUUCCCACAAUUACCGCUCGGCCGCUCACAAGUGCCAUCAAUCACAGAGACGAGCAUCCUCGGCGAGGUUCAUCUCCACGCGAGGAUAAAAACAGUUGCAGGAGCUGGCGUGCGUCGGGGGUGAAAAAUCCCCCCAGUGCUUGGCUUGCAGGUAGUUGCCAUGACAACUGUUUUGGUAGCCCAGGAUACGGCCACUCUCAUAAUUCAUUCAGAGAUGAGCGCUUUGCAUCGCGGAGCGAGCAGCUGCUGAUGCAACAUACUCAAAGCCAUAUGUAUCUGUGCUUUGCAACAUGGAGUCUGUGAGGGGAUGGAUUUU